AAACCCUCUCUCUAUAGACAAAUCACACUUGCAUCAAAUACAAACACUCUGCAAAUAACAAAAAAAAACACACACACAAACAAAAAAUCAAAAAUGGGUCUGAUUAGCAAAGAAGAGAUCAGCAAAACAAGAAGAUACUCAUCUUCUCUAUGGAGAUGCAUCAAGACCAUCUUCGUUCUCUUCACUAUGUUCCUCUCUUUCAUCCUCUUCUCUGCUCCUAUCUUCCUCUCUGUCGCAGACGCCGUCCUACCCUCCAUCAUCCUCUCAUCCUUCUCUUCUCUCCUUCGUCUUUCUCCGGCGACGGUUUCUUCUCAUAUAAGCAACUACGAUUUCAGAUACUCCCUCAUCGAUAUUCCUCUCAUCUCCAUCAUUAGAUCUUCCAUUAUUCUCUGUGUUUACGGGCUCUGUGAUGGACCAAAGCUAUCAAGGGGACCAUAUCUGACCAUAACGAUGAUAUGCUCGAUAUGUUCAUUAAUCUACGUGUCUUUUAAGGCAGCUGUUGUGUUCGGCGAGCCAGUGGUCGGAGACGGGGGAGGAAAGUUUAGAACAGAGGAAGUGGCUCUGUUUGUGUGUUCGUGGGUCUUAGCCAUCGGUCAUAUCGUUGUGGCGUACAGAACGAGUUGUAGAGAGAGAAGAAAGCUCUUAGUCUUCAAGAUCGACAUCGAAUCCGUAAGUUUCUCAACGUUUGAUUAUUCUUUCAUCAUUCAAUUUAAUUUAAUUAAUUUUACCGUUACAGAAACAUUAGUAGUACUAAUUUAGAUAUUUUUUUUAUUUUAAAAAUAUCUGAGAUGCUCUUCUUCUACCACUUAUAAAAACCAGACUCGGUCAGAAAUGGCAUGUGACAUUAGAUAUUAAAUUACACAUAUUUGGGCACUACGGGUUCUUGAAGUUUGUAUGUCGUUUAUAGGUUUGGAAAUGACUAGUCAAUUUAGAAGGUUUGAUUUUUCACUCCCAACCAAAAUACCAAAUUUUAUUUUGAUUAACACCUUUUUAUGGUUUUAAAAUAAUUUACCUAAAAAUAGAUAGUGACCAAUAAGUAGGAUUAACAGGGCCCUCAAAAGAAUAAAUCACAUUUUCCUAAAUGAAAAUGUUUCCGAGUGGGAACCGUGUGAGGUGAAUAAUGAUGGAUUGGAUUGCUUUACUAAUCUACUAGGCCAUGACAAUGUCACUAACACCUAAUUAAGACACGCCUCAUGGUUGUUUUUAAUGAACUGUGACUAAUAAAUAUAGUUUUAAGGUUUUAAUUGUUGGGUUUGUGGUAAUCUAAUGGCAGGUUUCAGCUUGUAAAAAUGCGUUUCCCAGAUACCAGAAGAUCCUUCUACAAGAGAGACUCAAAUAGCUAAUAUUAGAAGACUAUCAACACUUGUACAUAUAUAUACUUACGAUACAGUUAUAUAUAUAUAUAUAUAUAAAUAUACGUAUCAAAUGCGAUUAUGCGACGUCUUCUGGGAUUUGUUUUCUCCUUACAAGUAUCAGGUAACAAAACCCACCUCAUCGUUUUUAUAUACUAGUGUUUCCAUAAAAUACGGACCACCAACUUGCACUAAUAACUUGAUUAUUAAAUACUAAAGUUGCUUUGAUUACUAUCAUUUUCGGAGUCUGUGAGUCAUAUAUAGUGGAUGUAUAACCAAUUUGAGAAUAUGUGUGUUGAUAAUGUUGUUAAUUGUAUGUUUUCGUUACAGAAAGGUCCAAAGGAUAAUCUGUAAAGGAGGCAAGAACAGAUAACGAAUGGGCUUUAAUAUAACACUAUUGCUUUUCCAUGUGACACUAUCUAAGACAGCUCCAAUGAAUUGGCAGUUGUUUACUAUAUUAUAGAUUUAAAAUUAGGUAGACACACACACACACAAAAAGAAUCGUUGUAGGAGGUUUUUUCCCUUACUUUAAUGAAUGAUCCACCGUUACACUCUUGUCUUUUUGUUUUGUUUGUACAAACCUUAUUUUCAUCAAUGAAAUAAGAAGCCGAAGGCAUCUUUCUCCCA
Messenger RNA from Brassica napus (rape), 1979 nucleotides. RefSeq lists its product as uncharacterized. The transcript has 2 exons. The record is from RefSeq and is a predicted model, not a curated record. The coding region runs from base 94 to 759 and encodes 221 amino acids. Lineage: Eukaryota; Viridiplantae; Streptophyta; Magnoliopsida; Brassicales; Brassicaceae.